Molecule: messenger RNA, 915 nt
Organism: Nicotiana tabacum (common tobacco)
Lineage: Eukaryota; Viridiplantae; Streptophyta; Magnoliopsida; Solanales; Solanaceae
Source: RefSeq, a predicted model, not a curated record
AACAGGCAGUAGAUAAUGACUCUACCUGUGCAGGAUGGGGAAAUUUGGACUUUCACUGUUCGAGCAUUCGAUUCACCAAUCCCGGGACACACCAUUAAUGUUAACUAUGAUGGAUUUGCUGAAGAUGUGAAAGUGGGUGAUGAGCUACUAAUAGAUGGUGGAAUGGUGAGGUUUGAAGUGAUUCAGAAAAUUGGUCCAGAUGUCAAGUGUCUAUGUACAGAUCCUGGACUUUUAUUGCCUCGGGCCAAUUUGACAUUUUGGCGGGAUGGUAAAUUAGUAAGCGAACGGAAUGCAAUGCUUCCAACUAUUUCUUCAAAGGAUUGGUUAGACAUCGACUUUGGGAUUGCUGAGGGCGUUGAUUUCAUUGCUGUAUCAUUUGUCAAAUCUGCUGAAGUCAUUAAGCAUCUUAAGAGUUACAUUAAAGCCCACUCUCCUAAUUCUGAUAUUGCCGUAAUUGCAAAGAUAGAGAGCAUUGACUCAUUGAAGAACUUGGAAGAGAUAAUUCAGGCAUCAGAUGGAGCUAUGGUGGCAAGAGGAGAUCUUGGUGCUCAAAUUCCGCUUGAACAGGUCCCAUCAGAACAGCAAAGGAUUGUUCAGCUAUGCAGGCAGCUUAAUAAGCCUGUUAUAGUAGCCUCCCAGCUGCUUGAAUCUAUGAUUGAAUACCCUAUUCCAACUAGAGCCGAAGUGGCUGAUAUUUCCGAAGCAGUUAGGCAAAGGGGGGAUGCUUUGAUGCUCUCUGGUGAGUCAGCCAUGGGCCAGUAUCCUGAGAAGGCAUUGAGUGUUCUAAAAAGUGCUAGUUUGAGAAUUGAAAGAAGCUGGAGAGAACAAAAACACCAUGAAGUUAUUGAACUACCAUCCAUAGCGUCUUCCUUUACUGGCAGUAUUUCAGAGGAGAUUUGCAACUCUGCUGCNUGA